UCAACCUCCACCCCAGUGAUGGAGCCACUUGUGGGUGUAAAAAUUGGCUGCCUGCUAGCCUUGCUGGCUCUCACUCUGUUCUGUGGCAUUAUUCCUAUCUGCUUCAAAUGGUUCCGGAUCCAUGCAGCCACAGGGAAGCACCGCCGGGUCCUCAGCCUCCUAGGUUGUGUAUCAGCAGGAGUGUUUUUGGGAGCAGGGCUCAUGCACAUGACAGCUGAGGCCCUGGAGGGCAUUGAUUCAGAGAUCCAGAACUACAUCCUACAGAACAGGACAGGGAAGGAGGCAAAUUCUUCUGACAUCACUGAUUCAACUGAUGUGGAUUACCCGUUUGGGGAGCUCAUCAUCUCCCUAGGCUUCUUCUUGGUCUUCCUUUUGGAGUCACUGGCACUGCAGUGGUGCCCUAGUGGUACCAGGGGGUCAAAAACACAUGAGGAGGAAUGGGGUGGGGCCCAUGAUGCCCAUUCCUUGAGUCUCCACAGUCAUGGACACCUGCCAUCACCCUCUCAGGGGUCCUUUAGGGCUCUGGUUCUCUUGCUUUCACUCUCCUUUCACUCGGUGUUUGAGGGGCUGGCUGUGGGGCUUCAGUCUUCAGUACCAGCUGUGCUGCAGCUUUGCCUGGCUGUCCUGGCACACAAGGGAUUAGUGGUAUUUGGAGUGGGACUUCGACUGGUGCAGACAGGCACGGGGCCACGAUGGGCUCUGAUCUCUAUCCUGGCAUUGGCCCUCAUGUCCCCCCUUGGCCUAGCUGUAGGGAUGGCUGUGGUUGGGGGAGAUCCUGAGGGGGGAAGGGCCUUAGCCCAGGCUGUAUUAGAAGGUGUGGCAGCUGGCACUUUCCUCUAUGUAACCUUCUUAGAAAUUCUUCCCCGGGAACUGGCUGCCCCUGAAUCCCCUCUAGCCAAAUGGGCUUGUGUGGCAGCUGGUUUUACCUUCAUGGCCAUAAUUGCCAUCUGGGCAUGAAUUAUCCCCUACUCUAAGAGAUCAUCCUUAUCCAGGUAACUAGCCCAAGUGAAUAUCCCCCUUUCUGAACUGGCCCUAAUCCUGGGACAUUUUUAUUGAGCCUAAGUGGCAUGCAUCCAGCACCAUCCUCAUAACUGGAUUCUAAACUUCCUUUGCAGGGUCUUUGCUUGGGUCCCCCAGCUCUUGAAAUAAGAGCUUGGGGUGGGGUGGGGGUUAGAGAGUGGGGAGCAACAGAGAAAGGGAGGACAGGAGAAUGAAGAUGAACCUUUCUGCCUAUUGCCCUAGACUCAGAUACCAGCACUGCCUGUGGUACGAUGUGUAAAUAAAUGUCAGUGGUCCUUCCA
Messenger RNA from Trichosurus vulpecula (common brushtail), 1301 nucleotides. RefSeq names its product solute carrier family 39 member 2 (gene SLC39A2). Gene Ontology annotation, biological process: zinc ion transmembrane transport. The coding region runs from base 19 to 957 and encodes 312 amino acids. Gene Ontology annotation, molecular function: zinc ion transmembrane transporter activity. Gene Ontology annotation, cellular component: plasma membrane. NCBI's taxonomy places the organism in Eukaryota, Metazoa, Chordata, Mammalia, Diprotodontia, Phalangeridae. The record is from RefSeq and is a predicted model, not a curated record. The transcript is spliced from 4 exons.